Messenger RNA from Spodoptera exigua (beet armyworm), 268 nucleotides. The record is from the annotation of a GenBank genome assembly. NCBI's taxonomy places the organism in Eukaryota, Metazoa, Arthropoda, Insecta, Lepidoptera, Noctuidae.
GCAGUUCUAACCAACCCAUCAAAAUGAAAUACUUCUUGGUCUUCCUGGUCGUUUGCGUGGCUCUGGCCGCCGCUUCACCUCAGUUCAUUGCUGCCUGGCCGGGAUACGCAGGCUUUGCUCCCGCUAGCAGGACUGUUGUUGCCGGACCCACAGUGGUGAACGAAGCUCCUGCCCGCUUCUUCGCUCCUGGUUAUCCAUUCUUCUAAGCCGGCACUCUCUCCCUCAAAUUUCAACCCUAGCAACUUGCACUUUGUCACACUUUGGCCCA